Gymnodraco acuticeps is the source of this 1304-nucleotide messenger RNA. RefSeq lists its product as uncharacterized. The record is from RefSeq and is a predicted model, not a curated record. The transcript has 3 exons. Bases 74 to 1252 code for a protein of 392 amino acids. Lineage: Eukaryota; Metazoa; Chordata; Actinopteri; Perciformes; Bathydraconidae.
UUUACAUAUAAAAGACAAAGACUGUGUGGCUCUGGAGGUGCGGUACCACAAAAGCUGUUACAGUCAGUACACCAUGUUUUUGCUGAGACCUGACAAACCAGAGACAGAACAGGAUGAGGCAAUGUUUGAUGCCAGUUACAAGCUGUUCUGUGAGAGGAUCAUCCGCCAGAGGCUGCUUGUCAACAAUGAGGUGCUUAGAAUGGGCCAGCUGAGGCAGGCCUUCAUUGACAUGGUGAAAGCAAACGAAGGUGUUGAUGCUUCAAACUACAGACAGGAUCUGUUGAAGAAGAGGCUGGCUCAAGAUUUCCCUCAGCUAGCGUUUCACAUGCCCACCAAGCGCAACGUCUGCGAACUGGUUUUUGCUGAGACUCUGUCAAAGGAUGCACUCGUGGACAUGCUACCAGAUCCAUCCGGUACGGAAACAACACAGUCCAGUGAAUUGAGCCAGACAGACAGCGACAAUGAAACAGGGAGAACAAAGUGCCAAACAACACAUGAGGACACAAGGACACUGUAUACAGCAGCGUUGUUUUUGAAAAGACUGCUUAGUGACACUCCUGGCAUGUCAUGCCCAUGGCCUCCCACUUCUGAAAAUGUAAAUGUCACUGAAUCUCAAACUGUUGUCCCCAUUGGACUAUACAAUCUGCUCAGCUGGAUUAUAGGUUCCACUGAGGAGCCAACACUGGAUCAUUAUGUCAACAUUGAUGAUGACGUACAUUUGAAAGUGUUGUCUGUUUGUCAAGACAUUGUGUACCUUGCUUCCAAGGGCCGCAAGCAGACACCCAAGUCCUUGGCUUUAGGUUUAACUGUUCGACAUUUAACUGGAUCAUCACGCAUUGUAUCACUGCUUAACAGACUGGGACAUUGUGCAUCAUGGGACACAGUUUUGAGUCUAGACACUAGCCUUGCCCAACUGACACUAGUAGAAGGCAGAGACAAAAUACCGAAGGGAUUCUCAAAGCGGACACCCACAACACUUGUGUGGGAUAACAUUGACUUUGGUGAGGAGACACUAUCGGGUCGUGGAACUACUCACCAUACAAAUGGAAUUAUGCUCCAGAGUGUGCCCGGCGAGCCUAUGUCCACAGCAAUCAGACAGCCACUGAGAAAGGGAGUUACCUCAUUCAUAGCCCCCCCCCCCAAUGCCUAUACAACCUUACCAUCAGUCCAAAAGGCAAGGGCCACAGAACUUGUGUCAACCAGUGCAGUCAGCGACAUGCAGAAUGGACACCCACUUUGCUGUACAAGCUGAAAUGGCAUAUGCUUUUGUGAAGUCCACAUGUACGGAUAGUUGUACAAUCCCA